Molecule: messenger RNA, 1402 nt
Organism: Orbicella faveolata
Lineage: Eukaryota; Metazoa; Cnidaria; Anthozoa; Scleractinia; Merulinidae
Product: E3 ubiquitin-protein ligase TRIM71-like
Source: RefSeq, a predicted model, not a curated record
AUGCCUCCCUACUCGAUCACAAAAAUUAGAAAAAUNCUUGAAGCACAGUUUGUUUUGACAACAAGAAAUGCUGAAGGAGAACAAUGUUAUGAAGCGCGUGACUCCAUAACAGUGGGAAUCAAAAAUCAUCAGGGAGAGGAUUGUGUGACGAAAGUGCGAGUCCAAGAUAACAAAGAUGGCAGCUACAAGAUCAGUUACUUCGCUAAAGAAACUGAAAAACGUGACUUGUCAGUGAAGGUAAAUGAAGAUCACGUUUAUGGCAGCCCUUUCGUUGUUGAAGUUAAACCCAGACAGUUUAGACCCGUGCUAUCGUUUGGGCAACGAGGGUCAGCUGCUGGAAUGUUUAACGGUCCACGGGGAGUGGCAGUGAAUAAAAGUGAUGAAAUUGCAGUGACUGAUGAAGGUAAUAACAGAAUUCAAAUAUUUAGUAGUGAUGGAACUUACCUAAGAUCGUUUGGUAGAAAGGGUGAUAAACAGGGAGAAUUUAACUAUCCUGUUGGGAUAGCUUUUGAUAACAAUGACCACAUUAUACUGGUAGACAGUGAUAAUCACCGAGUGCAAGUUUUUAGUGAGCAGGGUGAGUUCCUGAACCAGUUUGGUGGAAAGGGAAAUCUAGAUCACCAGCUCAAGGAUCCUUUUGGUUUAUCCAUAGACAGUGACGGAAAUUAUAUUGUUGCUGAUUCAAAUAACAAACUAAUCAAGAUCUUUUUUCCCAGUGGUCGGUUUUUAUAUGGCCAGUUGUUACACAAAAUUGGCGAAGAGGGUUCUUUUACCUUUCCCUUUCACUGUGUCCAAUAUGAAAACUAUCUUAUCGUGUCAGACAGUGAUAAACAUUGUCUUAAAGUGUUUGAUAGAGAUGGAAAAUUUUUGUACAAAUUUGGAAAAAAGGGGGAGGGAGACGGCGAGUUCAAUAAACCUCGUUGCGUUUCAGUUAACAAGGCUGGACACCUGAUGGUCUGUGAUCUAAGGAAUCACAGGGUUCAGGUCUUUGAACUUAGUGGAAAUUUUGUUGCAAAGUUUGGAACAAGAGGCAGCGGGAUAGGAGAGUUUAAUGUCCCACUCUCUACAGCAGUUCUCAGUGACGGUAGGAUAGUUGUGACUGACUUCAGUAACAACCGUAUUCAGAUUUUCGAGUAAAUAUGAUAUUCACUCACGUGUGACUUAAUAUUGUUUCCCUUGUAACAUUUCAGAUAAUAAUACAAUGAGUCAGGUUUCUUUAUAUGCAACCGUUAUUUGAGUAGAAACCCAUAAAUGCUAGAAAAUAAUAUACGAGUUUAAUGCAUUUAUUCGUUGUUUGAAUUUUUGUAUGCAGCAAAUUUACUGAUAGAGUUGGGGGUUAAGAAAUAUCAGAUAUUUUUGGCCAUUUAAAUGGCCAUUAUGUGCUUAUUUGUACUAAGUUAAG